GCGCCGGCACCGCCCACCGGGGGCGCCGUGAGGGCUCCGGGCAAGAUGGCGGCGGCGGCGGCGCUGCUGAGGGGCGGCGGGCGGGGCGUGACCCGCGAGGUGUUGCUGCUGGAGGCGCGGGGGCUCUGCACGAAGCCGGUGGGCACCGGGACGGCGCCGCCAAAGAAUGUAGUGGCACCACAGGGAAGCACCAAGCUGCUUGCCAGGAAGGCACCAGUUGAAUUUCGUAAAAUGUUGUCUUCUAGCUCUCUCCUGCUGUCUGCAGACAAAGGGGAGAGCAUAUCUAGUACCAGCCUCAAGGAAGCUGCAAAACCUGCUGAAGACACGAGGAUGUCCAUGUCAAGAAAAACUGUGGUUGCAUUUCCUCAGCGAGGAGUUGUUUCCUCCCAUGAGGAGGAAAACCUCACUACACCUGCAAGAGGAGGAGGCCUUAGGAAAGAGUUAGUUGAGGAACAAACUUCAUCUUCAUCCAGCUCAGAGUCAGAUUCUAGCUCAGAUUCUGAAGAUGAAAAUAUUGAUGAUUCAGAAGUUCCCAUUAAAACGAAAGUUGAGUUUCCCAGGCGAAAUCCCAUCUUUUCUGAGAACAUAGCAGUAAAGGCAUCAAUGCUGGCAAAAGAGAAAUUGUCCCAGAAAUCCGUCAAAGAAUAUGGAAUUAAGAAGCUGCCACGCAAACCAGAAAUUAAUGUGUCUCCUGUAAAGCAGGUCAAAUUCUCUAAAACAUCAGUCAGCCAGGAAACAUCAAAAUCCAAAGCAAGAGACCCCAAAGUAAAAUCCACUCCAAAAGAGCAGAAGUCAGUCUUAGAACCACACGUGGUGAAAAGUCUGGAUCUGACCAAUGUCACUCGUAAAUCUGAUCCUGUGGAGGAAAAGGCCAUUGGAACGCAGGUAGCAGCUAUUCAACUGAAAGCCUCAGCAGUGACUCAGGAAGACAAAAAGCAAAAACUGGUAUCCAGAGGAGAGAAGGAAAAGGUGAAGGAGGCACAGGAGUUGGAAGCAAAAGAAGUUACUGCUCCUAAAGUGGAAGAGACUUCUGGAAGCACAGCGUUGGUGAUGGGCACCAUGGCAAAGGAGGAGACCACGCAGGAAUCAGGAGUCCAGGCUGGAGAAAGCAGCACGAUAGAGGAGACCACAGCACCUGCUCAAGAGGAGUUUGACAAUUCCACCUACAAGAACCUGCAGCACCACGAAUAUCACACUUACACCUUUCAUGAUUAUAUCACUGUCCUCUCAAAGUACAGGCAGCCUCAGCCAUCCUCUGGAAGACCAUCACCAAGGCACUGAAAGAACCACAUUUAUAACAAACACCCAGGCAAGAUGAUGAAUUGUUCUAUUUAGCACUGUUGCUUCAUCUGUAUAAUUUAAAUCAGAUAAUAAAUAAUAAAGGCAUAAUAACUUGGGCUUUUGAACAGUC
Molecule: messenger RNA, 1411 nt
Organism: Corvus hawaiiensis (hawaiian crow)
Lineage: Eukaryota; Metazoa; Chordata; Aves; Passeriformes; Corvidae
Gene: NDUFV3
Product: NADH:ubiquinone oxidoreductase subunit V3
Exons: 4
Coding region: 46-1281 (411 amino acids)
Biological process (GO): mitochondrial ATP synthesis coupled electron transport
Cellular component (GO): mitochondrion
Source: RefSeq, a predicted model, not a curated record